CACACAUUUCAGCUCAUUCUUCACUCCUUCGUCUUCUGUGAACUUCAACUGCCGGUCAGCUCACACUCCGGAUUUUGGUCAUCAAUUCGUGACUUAUCUUCAUCAUCAUGGCUGUGGGGAAGAAUAAGGGGCUCAGCAAGGGAGGCAAGAAGGGUGCCAAGAAGAAGAUUAUUGAUCCAUUCACGAGGAAGGAUUGGUAUGAUGUCAAGGCUCCAUCCAUCUUCAAAGUUCGUCAAGUUGGAAAAACGCUGGUCAACCGGACCCAAGGAACAAAGAUCGCGUCGGAGGGCUUGAAGGGCCGUGUUUUUGAAGUGUCGUUGGCAGAUUUGCAAAAUGACAAUGAUGCUGAGAGGUCUUUCCGAAAGUUUAAGCUGAUUUCAGAAGAUGUCCAGGGUCACAACGUGCUGACCAACUUUCACGGAAUGAAUUUGACCACGGACAAACUUCGUUCCAUGGUUAAGAAAUGGCAAACACUGAUUGAAGCAACGACUGAUGUUAAGACAACUGAUGGAUUUCUUCUUCGCGUUUUCUGUAUUGGAUACACGCACAAGGACCAGGCCUCGAAAAAGAAGACUUGCUACGCUCAGCAUACUCAGGUCAAAGCUAUUCGCAAGAAGAUGGUCGACAUCAUCUCUAAGGAAGUAAAUUCAAACGACAUGAAGGAGGUCGUGAAUAAGCUAAUUCCAGAUUCUAUUAGCAAGGACAUCGAGAAGGCGUGCCACGGUAUUUAUCCACUUCACGAUGUCUACAUCCGAAAGGUCAAGGUCCUUAAGAAGCCCCGAUUUGAUCUUUCCAAGCUCUUGGAAAUGCACGGCGAUGGUGGAAAGGGUGCAACUGAAGAAACUGGCGAGAAAGUAGACAAACCUGACGACUAUGAACCACCAGUUCAGGAAACUGUAUAAGAACAGUGUUAAUUUUUGAUCCUACUUUUUGAAAUAAAUGCCGUUUCUGUGAAAUUUA
Messenger RNA from Folsomia candida, 960 nucleotides. RefSeq names its product 40S ribosomal protein S3a (gene RpS3A). The record is from RefSeq and is a predicted model, not a curated record. The transcript has 5 exons. Gene Ontology annotation, molecular function: structural constituent of ribosome. Gene Ontology annotation, cellular component: cytosol; ribosome. Bases 108 to 902 code for a protein of 264 amino acids. NCBI's taxonomy places the organism in Eukaryota, Metazoa, Arthropoda, Collembola, Entomobryomorpha, Isotomidae. Gene Ontology annotation, biological process: translation.